AUGAACAAGCCCGAGGUGCAGUCCGCGCUCCACGCCAACCAGAGUGGCGCCCUGCCCGGGCCUUGGCAGGACUGCAGCCAGGCCAUAGCCUACUCACGGGAUGACCUCCUGGGGUCCAUGAUCCCGGUGUACAAGGAGCUGCUGCGCGACGCCAAUCUAGUGAUCUGGGUGUUUUCGGGCGACGUUGACGGCAUCGUCCCUGUCCUGGGCAGCCGCCGCUGGAUCAAGUCCCUCGGACUUCCGGUGGACACCCCCUGGCGCGCCUGGCAGAGCCAGACCGGCCAGAUCGGCGGGUGGCGCGUCGAUUACGAGGGCCUCUCCUUUGUCACAGUCCGCAACGCCGGCCACAUGGUGCCCUACGUCCAGCCGGAGCGCGGGUACCACCUGGUCGCGGACUUCCUGGACGCCGCCUCGCAGCCGCCGCCCAGCCGCCGCCGCAGCAGCUGA
Molecule: messenger RNA, 447 nt
Organism: Monoraphidium neglectum
Lineage: Eukaryota; Viridiplantae; Chlorophyta; Chlorophyceae; Sphaeropleales; Selenastraceae
Exons: 5
Coding region: 1-447 (148 amino acids)
Biological process (GO): proteolysis
Molecular function (GO): serine-type carboxypeptidase activity
Source: RefSeq, a predicted model, not a curated record